UUUAUAUACACUAAAAAGUCACUAUAUUUUUAUUAAAUAAAAAUGGUAAAAUUAUGGUUUUUUUUUAUAGAUAUUAUCCAUUUGAUAUAGUAGAGGAUCAAGAGUUUCAAAACCUUUUGAAGAUGUUGAAUGGUGGUUAUAAGCUUCCUUCAAGAAAAACCGUAUCCAACAGCAUGAUACCUCUGCUAUAUCAUCAGACACAUGAGAAAGUGCAAGCUCUCAUGACCAACUGUUUUGCGGUGUGUCUGACAACAGAUGGAUGGACGUCAAUUAAAAAUGAGAGUUUUAUGGGAGUUACUGCUCACUUUAUUGACGAAAAUGUAUCACUUCAGUCAGUAUGUCUUGGGUGUGAGAAAUUUGAUGAUAGGCAUACAUCUCAAAAUUUGGCUUUAUUUUUAAAAAAUACUAUUCAAAAGUGGAGUAUUCAGAACAAAGUAGCUGCAGUUGUAAGUGAUAAUGCUCCUAAUAUAGUAGGAGCCAUUAGAGAAUGCAAUUUUCGGCAUGUAUCUUGUUUUGCCCAUUGUGUAAAUUUAGUUGUCCAACAAGGUCUCAAAGAUAUUAAUAACAUUAAAAAAAAAGUCAAAUCCAUAGUGGAAUAUUUCAAACGAAGUUCACAUGCACAGUCUAAACUCCUGGCAAUGCAACAACAAAUGGGCUUGUCGCCAUUAAAAUUAAAACAAGACGUGGUUACAAGAUGGAACAGCACACAUGAUAUGUUUAAACGUAUAAUAGAAAUUAAAGAUGCUGUUGUUUCUACUUUAGCUAUUCUUCAAUGUGAUGUGGAACAAUUGACUGUGGCAGAAUGGCAAAUUGUUGAAUGUUCAGCAAAUAUUUUACAAAUAUUUGCAGAAGUCACAAAAGAAAUAAGCAGCGAACGAUAUGUUAGCAUGUCCAAAAUUCUUAUCUUCAUACGAGCAAUGAUUGACACAAUGGUUAGUUUUCAAAGUAAUACAGCAUUACCACAUGAAGCUUAUGAAUUGGUCAAUACAUUGUUGGGAGAAUUGCAGUCAAGAUUUUCAGGCUAUGAAGAAAAUGAAAUUGUGACACAAUCAGCUCUUCUUGAUCCGAGGUUUAAGAAGAUGGCAUUUGACGGAUAUAGCCAAAGAAAAUUGGAACUAGCAAUUGACCAGUUGAAGAAGAAAGUCUGUCAAGUGACUUUGCCUGGUACGGAUAAUCCAACUGCAUCAACCAGCUUUGUAAAUGCAUCUUCUUCUUCAUCAUCUUCAUUGAUAUGGAAAAGGUUUGAUCAACAAUAUGAAGCUAAUCAAACUUCAAUUAAUCCCACAGCAGCUGGGAUUAUCGAAUUGGAUAGGUAUUUACAGGAGCCACUUAUAAGCAGAUGUGAAGAUCCCUUAAAAUGGUGGACUGAGCAUAAAUUAAUGUAUCCACGUUUGUAUGUGAUGGUAAGAAAACGGUUAUGUGUAACAGCUACCUCAGUUCCAUGCGAGAGACUGUUCAGCAAAGCAGGCAUGGUCAUAACUGAAAAAAGAUCACGAAUACUAGCCUCCAAGUCUUCACAAGUAUUAUUUUUAAAUCAAAACCUGUAA
This is a messenger RNA of Melanaphis sacchari, 1547 nucleotides long. Its product is annotated as zinc finger BED domain-containing protein 1-like. The coding region runs from base 54 to 1547 and encodes 497 amino acids. NCBI's taxonomy places the organism in Eukaryota, Metazoa, Arthropoda, Insecta, Hemiptera, Aphididae. The record is from RefSeq and is a predicted model, not a curated record. Gene Ontology annotation, molecular function: protein dimerization activity. The transcript has a single exon.